AAAACAUACACACAAAAACACACCCAUAAGUUAGAUGUUUAUUAGAUAUUGUAACAGUUGGUAACCCUCGUGAAACGUUUUGUGACAUAUAAUGACUGAUUGUGAAUUUGAUUAAGUAUUUUUAUGCUUUGUGUUAUUUGUUAAUCAUAUACAAUAUGUCUAUAUGUAAUAUAUGUUGAAAUUUACCAUAAGUGAUGAAAUAUAUACACGAACGUAAUUAUGACUAAUCAAAUUCUUUCGUUUCAUUUUAUCUCAUUACUGCGGAUAACUUAAAUAUAUGUUCAAAUGUAAUUACUCUAUACAUGCAAAGUAAAUAAUCAAUUUCAAAUAAAAGAACAGCAUUCCUUUGAUUUUUCCUAUCGCUAAUGUCUUAACAAGGAAAGAUCUACUUUUGAACUUUCACGUGUAGUUUUGUAUCUAAAUUUAAAACAUCAUGAAUUGAAAAAGUCUGGUUUUAUAAAUGUAAAUCAAAAUAAGGAAAAUCGUAUAUACACUGUAAUAGAAUCUAUAAAUGUUGGAAACACUAGCUGCGUAUGGAAUAAUAUUAUCAGAUAUAAGAAAUCACUAGACUAUAAAAGAGAGAGGACUCGGUUACUGCUAUAUCUAUUUUCAAUUUACAGUUGUCUUGUACAUAUAUAUAUAUACAACUCAUGUCUAUUCUUGACCUUUGAUAUAUUAAAAUAAAUGAUAAUGAAGCGUAAUGAUGUAUGUUGAUUAACAAUGUUGCCUUCUUAAUCAUUGACGUAUGUAGAAAUAAUUUGUAACUGCAUUAUGCACACUUAUUCAAUUAUUUUAUGUCUUUAAUGUUUUCAAGUCGAUGUAACGUAAUACAUUAAAUACCAUUUCAUGUGAAUUUGUAUAAAUAUAAUUACAUAUAUUUUGUUACAGUUGUACAUGUAUAUUCUUUUACAACUAUAAAAAGUGUUUUGUUAAUGUAUAUUUUAUUCUUAUAUGCUAUAAUUAUGCCCUUGAAUCUAAAGCAAGUACUAUAAAAUUCAACACGUAUUUUAUCCAAAAAUAAAUGAGUGCUUUACAAAUGUAAGAAGUAACAAUUUUAUUAUUUCCAGGUUUAUAGACUAUGUAAUCAAUAUUCGUUAAAAUUAAAUACAUGUUUCAACAAAAAUUGUUUCUUUUAUUUCAGAAAGGCAAUAAGCGGUCGUGUAGUUAUUUAAAGAAACAAGACGUUUGAUGAAUUGCUCUUAGUCAGGUGUACGGUAAUCUGUACUCAAAAUGCCUGCCAGCGAGUUGAAUCUGAAGGUGAACUUGACCUACGGGGAUGACUAUAUACAGGGCCAAGAUACGAGGUCACGUCAGAUUAUGUUUAUAUUCUGGGGAAUUAUUAUUCCUAUCAUCAGUGUGAUCGGAUUCUUCGGAAAUAUGCUCACCAUUAUUGUUCUCUUCCGGCGAGAGAUGAAGUCCACCACUGUGUACUUCUUACGAACGCUAGUAGUAACUGACACGGGUAUAAUAGUGGUGGGUGGCAUAAUAGGACUGUCCGUGAUUUCCAUUACACAACUAAAUCCAAAAAUGUGGCUAUUUACUGAUGUAAUAUAUCCACAUAUAUAUACACCCACAAACUAUAUAGUUAUGACACUACAAAUGCUAAACGUAUGGACGACAGUGGCGGUGUCGGUAGAACGAUAUAUAGCUAUAUGUCAUCCGUUCAAAUCAGUUAGAAUUUGCAACAAGAAGAACGCGUUUUUAAUGAUUGGAAUAAUAACUGUAAUUUCUAUUCUGUACAAUAUUCCGAGAUGUUUUGCGACAUGGUUUACUCGGUGUGGUGAAACAGAUGGCCAUGCUUGUUAUACAGUUAUAACAACGAAGUUUGGACAAAGUUUCUUUUAUUCAGAGAUAUAUACACUUUGGCUAUAUAUGACACUGAUUUAUAUCAUACCGCUUGCAUUGCUUGGUGUAUUGAACACGUUACUCAUAUUAGAACUAAUGCGCAUGCGCAGAAGAAGAAGUGUACCAAAUAUUCAAGAAAACAGCGAGGCUAACAUGAGUAUAGUACUAAUUCUUAUAGUAAUUGUUUUUAUAUGUUGCCAAACACCAGGACUAGUGGCACAAUUCCAGUUUUUACACCCGCAUGUAUUAUUACAAUGGACUUGUGUGAGUAAUACUUUAUUUGUGCUUAACUCUUCUGUGAAUUUCUUAAUUUACACUGCAGUCGGUAGAAAAUUCAGAAAAAUUCUACUUAAAACAUUUCAAGUUUUCAUAAAGCGCCCGGUGAAUCAAUUAAAAACAUCAUACUCACAAGGAGCACCAUAUUCACAGAAUGGAGGCACGGAACUUACUAAACUGACGCAAAAACCUAUUGCGUAUGAUUCCGAGGAAAUGUCAGACGAAACAUGUAAUCUCAAAGGUUGUGGCCGAUAAAAAAAACCCAGUUAAUUUACUCGUGGAGUUAAGGUUUUACAGUUUACUGCUUACGGUGAAAUAAUUACGAAAGACAACUGUAUAUGGUAAAUGGUCAACCUAGUGUGUUGAUUUAAUAGUUGGUUACUGCCCUUCUUUGCGUAAUGAAAAGUAGAAUAAAAGUCUAAGCUAGCAUACGAUUAUUGAUAACUUGCAUGAUUUGAAUUAUAAAAUGAUCGUACAUGCUAAUAUUGUUAGUGCUUGAAGAAAUAAAAGGGUAAAAUAUAAGAGAAAAAAAUGAUAGAAACAUGUGCAAAUACUUUGACGAUUGCGCGUAGAAGAAUUUGUGACUUAAUGCAAAGAAAAGGAAGCUAUUUUAUUGAAUCAAAGCAUUUGUCGUCAGGCGGAAUCGAUGACGACAUAGACAGAUUAGAGACCGAAGAAAUCGCGCGGGGAAAGACGUGUCAAUGACGUCAUUUGUUAUUUGGAUAUUGAUAGACAAAAUUGUGUCAAUAUUUAGUAAAUUAUUUAACUGUAUGUGAUACAUAUGAUUGUGUUUUUUUUACUUUGAAGAACAUCUAAAAUGACUUUGAUAAUGCAGCUAUGCAAAGUAUUAUUUUAUUCUGUUGCUCCUUUCUAUAGGAAAACGUUACGGAAUGAGAACGCAAAAAUGUAUACAAUAAUAUGCCUUGAAUUACGACCAUUGCUUUUGUCUUAAAAAUUGUAGAGAUGUAUGACUUUCUUUAAUUGUUUUAAUCUGCUUUAGAUAUAACCUUGAUCAAUAAAUAACGGACCAAUAUAUGUACAUAUAUUUAGUUGAUAUUUGUAUAUUUAUUAGAUAAUACAAUAGUGCAAUUUUUCAUCAAAUAUAAAACAACAUGGUAUAUUAUAGCCUAAAGCGCAAAGUUUAAUCAUUUGUAUUGUAAUCCUUAAAAGUUAAAUACUUCCAGAUGAACUAAUAAAUGUUCAAGCAUCAUGCAGCACUUUGCACGUGUAAUGUUAUUUACUAUUUUGUUAGUAUAGUUCUGUUCAUUUAUAACGGAGGUCACACUAAUUUUGUAUAUUUGUCGCGUUAUAAGUUUUUUUUCUGGACACUAACUAUAGUCUAAAUAUAUAUACUUAAACCAAUGUUUGUAACUAUACAAUGCGUGUACUUCUAUUAAGAGCAUCUUUUAAAUUUUCAUAAAAAAUAACAUUAAUCUAUUAAUCUUGAAGCGUGUCACUUUAAUUUAAAAAUUGACUACACAUACGAACAAUGCAGAUAAAGAUCAGUCGGCACAUCUGUGUUCUGAUCAUGAUCUGCACUGUUACUGUCUACAAAAAAAUAUUUCCGAAGAUUGCCUCAUUUUUCCUACAUAGAGAAACAUUCCAAAAAUAAUUUGAUAUUAAAGUAUCCUGUGUUCAACUAUAUCUUUUCGUUUUUAAGCUGAAAUCGGUAUUUAAUGUUGGCUCUGUAAACAUUUUUGUUAUAUUCUAAAAAGAACAUACUUGUAAAUACGCAACAUAUAAUUUCAUACACGAUUGUAAAUAAAAGUUCAUCGUUCAAAUGUUUACAUCGUAAGAAAUGUUUAUAGUUGUAUAUUUCUCACAAUCAUCUUCAUUUAUUGUUAGGCAUGAUUGUUCAUCUAAUAUAUGUAUCUGGUCUUAUGUCGCAAUCAGCUAAACAAAUCUUUCUCUCAAAUACUUUGCAUAAUUUAACGUGUACAGCAUAUUUAUAUAGUAUGUUUAUUGAAAUGCUUUCAUAUAGUUAAAUUCAUCAUAUCUUCAUUAAGCUAAACGUUUCUAUGUGACUGUUCUGUCUACAAUUAUCUACAUUAAACUGAUCUUUUAAAUUAUUUUCAUUCGAAUACAUAUUAUAUUCAAAGUAUUAAAAUGUGAAAGUGGAUUUUAGGCUAGAAUCAAGAACAUACAUAUUCAAAUGUGUCAUUUCUUCUAGAAAAUAACUAAUAUGUAGGACUAAAAUGUUUAUGUGGUUAAACGCAUUAAACGAGUAAUUAUUUUCAGAUUAAAACAUCACAUGCUAAAGUUUCAAUCCUGCAGCAGAAUUUUAUCAAUAUGACGAACUUAAGAGUUGAAAUUAUUUAAUUGUUUUAUUAUUUUUAAAGAUAGCUUUGGUAAUUCUUAUUAGUUUUUUUUUAAAGAUCAAGCUUACAAACAUGACAAAAAAUCAACUUAAUUUUUAUAUAUAAUCAUAAAUCAUAUAAUAAACAUUUUUGAGGAUGUUUCUCCUUUUCUAUUUCUUAAUCAGUUGUGUUAAAUGAAUUACCUGAAAAUCAUUUCGUUUUAUGAUAUACUGUUUUUUUUUUUAUCUCAAUCAUGUACAUAUGUUAUUAUUGUUAAAUUGUGUAUUUUUCUAGAUUACACAACUGUCAACCAUAACCAAGAUGCAUUAUUUCAUUUUAAUGUUAGCUUAAUAUUAUAACGUAAUAGUUUGAAAUUGUUAUAUUGUCUUAGUGCUAUUUGAGAGCGUGUUUACAUUUGAGCGGCGCCAUGACAAAACCAACAUAGUGUGUUUGCGACCAUCAUUGAUCCAGACCAGCCUGCGCAUCCGCGCAGCCUGAUCAGGAUCCAUGCCGUUCGCUAUCUGUUUCUCUCUACUUGUAAUAGGGUUGGUAAGCGAACAACAUGGAUCCUGAUCAGACUGCGCGGAUGCGCAGGCUGGUAUGGAUCCAUGCUGGUCGCAAACGCACUACGUUGAUUUUGUCAUGGCGCGGCUCAGUUAUAUAGAUGCUUCUGGGCUUCUAGCUGCAGACCGUAGCAACUUGUUUUAUAGCAACACUAACUGCUUUAUGUAUGCCGCCGACUGAUGACAUCUGCCUAUAUGUUGUUAUAUGUUUAAAGACAUCAAAGAAAUUGUCAUAAAUAUAAAAAGAAAAAUAAUAUUUUGUAUUAUA
Messenger RNA from Ruditapes philippinarum (Manila clam), 5249 nucleotides. RefSeq names its product FMRFamide receptor-like. Lineage: Eukaryota; Metazoa; Mollusca; Bivalvia; Venerida; Veneridae. The record is from RefSeq and is a predicted model, not a curated record. Gene Ontology annotation, molecular function: G protein-coupled receptor activity. The transcript has a single exon. Gene Ontology annotation, biological process: G protein-coupled receptor signaling pathway. The coding region runs from base 1231 to 2376 and encodes 381 amino acids. Gene Ontology annotation, cellular component: membrane.